GCAGCGCGGCGCGGUUGAGUCCACUUGCCGGACAGGCCAGGUGUCAGAGAGACCCAGCGGACGCGUAGCUCCUGCAGUCUCUCCCCGGCGCUCCAGGUUCAGCCCGGUAGCGGGUCUGCGCCCCAGUGCGCCCCCUGCGGCCUCCGCCACCUAGCCCGAGCUCCAGCGCGCUUCGCCGCCGCGCUUCGCCGGCGCUCGCCCUGGGGAGCAGGAUGGACGUGCGUCUCGCCGGCCGAGUCCCCGCGCUGCUGCUCUGUCUGGGUUUCUACCUUCUACAAGCCGUUCUCAGUACGACUGUGAUUCCGUCAUGUAUCCCAGGAGAAUCCAGUGACAACUGCACAGCCCUAGUUCAGAUGGAUGACAGUCCACGGGUGGCUCAAGUGUCAAUUACAAAGUGCGACCCCGACAUGGUUGGCUACUGUUUGCAUGGACAGUGCAUCUACCUUGUGGACAUGGAAGAAAAUUACUGCAGGUGUGAAGUGGGUUACACGGGUGUCCGAUGUGAACAUUUCAUAUUAACCGUCCACCAACCCUUGAGCAAAGAAUAUGUGGUUUUGACGGUGAUUCUUACUAUGUUGUUUCUUAUCAUAAUUGCCGGUUCCAUAUACUAUUUCUACAGAUGGUAUAGGAAUCAAAAAAGUAAAGAAUCAAAGAAGGAAUACGAGAGAGUGACCACACGGGAUCCAACGUUGCCACAAGUCUGAAUGGCACCCUCGAACUUGUGGUCCCAGAUGCACCAUGUGCCUGGUUAAUGUUCAUAUUCCUAUUUUAUUAAUAAUAUUUAUGUUGGGUCAUGCGUUAGGUCAACCACAGUAUAUUUUUCAUAUACUUGGAAAAUGUUUUUAUGUUUGUGUUUUAUUUUUGACAGACUAUUUUCUAAUGUAUAUGCACAGAAAGUAUUUAAUAUGAAAAGAAAAUUGAUAUUUUUGUAAGAAGUGAUUUCCUGAGCUAAAUGCAUUCUUGAAAAGCUUCAAAGCCCAUAUGCUUGCUGCACAGUGCUUAGGAGUGAGCAAUGCCCAGUUCCUUGCUCAGAAAGUAUCAACAAAGAACAUACUUCUCUAAGCUUGCGAAGCAAAUCAAGUUAAUCAUGGAUGUUGUUUUCAACUCAUCAAUGAUAAUUGGUUGGACUAUAUCAUGGUUUGAUGUAUUAGUUGACACCACUGUAUUAGAUCAGUAACACAGCUGGAAUUUGGAAUUUAGGAGAAACAAAUAUAGGUUAUGUGCUGAGCAUGGCACAUUUAAAACAAACUAAGCUUUCAUGUCCAUCUCAGUGAAAACUGUUUCUCUGCUGGGAGGGAAAUGGGAAGCUCCCCAUCCCUACCCAUGACUUCUAUAGAUACCACUCACCACCAACGGAUUCUCUUUAAGUGAAAUGAAUUGAGAAACGUAAUUUUAUGUAAUCUUUUAUGUAAAUCAUGCAUAUUUCAUAGUUUCACAAUGUUCCUUUUUUGUAUAAUACAACAUAUGAGGUCAUUGUUGCUCACCAGAUGAUAAGAAAAAAAUAAUCCACACUUGAAGCCCAAAUUUGUGCUUCUUUUGAGAGUAUUUAUUUUCUUAAGAACUUUGCUGAAUAAUUCUAAGAUUAAAUCGUUCUCCAAAAUUUUAUGGAUUAGCUAUUAUGUUAAAACAUAAUAUCAAAAUUGUUGUAUACAUUGUCUAAGUAUGGAAAUAGAGUGAUUUCAUUUCUAUUCAAGAGAAUUUUAACUUACAAACAGCUCAGUAAGGGCCAGCAGGUGGUCUGGUGGUUAAGGUGCUGGAUUUCACAUGGCCAGCUUGGUGGUUCAAGUCCUGAA
This is a messenger RNA of Tupaia belangeri chinensis (Chinese tree shrew), 1793 nucleotides long. It is a transcript of the gene EREG, whose product is annotated as epiregulin. NCBI's taxonomy places the organism in Eukaryota, Metazoa, Chordata, Mammalia, Scandentia, Tupaiidae. Gene Ontology annotation, biological process: epidermal growth factor receptor signaling pathway; positive regulation of mitotic nuclear division; positive regulation of cell population proliferation. The transcript has 5 exons. The record is from RefSeq and is a predicted model, not a curated record. Bases 213 to 704 code for a protein of 163 amino acids. Gene Ontology annotation, molecular function: growth factor activity; epidermal growth factor receptor binding.